AGACAAUAGAGGGGCCGCGGCGGGCGCGGGGGGAGCGGGGCGCGGGCGGGAGGCGGGCAGGGGGGCGAUGCCCCCGCCGGGGCGCAGCCCGCUCGUGCGCUAAGCUGGCGGCAUGCGGGAGACGGCAGCGCUGCCGCGGGGAAAGUAGCCGGGCUGGCCGGCGGCUGGAGAGCGGGACAUGCUGCCGGUGGCCUCCUGAUGCUGCCCGAGCGCUGGGUCUGCGGGCCGAGGGGAGGCUGCUGAAAGCUGGAGGAAGGCGCCGCGCCGCCACGGCGAGGGAAGCCCGCGGCUCCGGCUGGGAAACCAUGGGGAGAUGCAACGGGAGAUGCACGCUGGUCGGAUUCUGCUGCCUGCAGCUGGUGGCGGCUCUGCAGCGGCAGGUCUUUGACUUCCUGGGCUACCAGUGGGCGCCGAUCCUGGCCAACUUCCUGCACAUCAUGGCCGUCAUCCUGGGCAUCUUCGGCACCGUCCAGUACCGCUCCAGAUACCUCAUCAUGUACGCGGUGUGGCUGGUGCUCUGGGUCGGCUGGAACGCCUUCAUCAUCUGCUUCUACCUGGAGGUCGGGCGCCUGUCGCAGGAGCGCGACUUCGUCAUGACCUUCAACACCUCCCUGCACCGCUCGUGGUGGAUGGAGAACGGGCCGGGCUGCCUGGUGACGCCGGUGCUCAACUCCAAGCUGGCGCCCGAGGACCAUCACGUCAUCACCGUCACCGGCUGCCUCCUCGACUACCAGUACAUCGAGGUGGUGAGCAGCGCCGCGCAGAUAUUCCUCGCGCUCUUCGGCUUCGUCUACGCCUGCUACGUCAGCAAAGUGUUCCUGGAGGAGGAAGACAGCUUUGACUUCAUCGGCGGCUUUGACUCCUACGGCUACCAGGCGCCGCAGAAGACGUCGCACUUGCAGCUACAGCCCUUGUACACGUCCGGGUAACCUCCCGGCGCGGGAGCGAGAGGCCGCAGGAUUCCCACCCCGGAGCCGAGCAUCCCGCGGGGACGGAUGCGGCCCGAGGACUGCCCGGAGCCGGCGCUCGAGGCCGUCUCCGCUUCCUCGCCUGCUUUUCCCGCGGUGUCCGGCGAAAGACCCGCACCCCCCGGCCCCCCUCCCGGCACCCCCCGAAAGGCAGCCGAGCGGCGAGCUGAGCGCGUCCGAGGGCUCCGCUGCCUGGCUGGCUCCCAGCCAUCACCGGCGUUUCCCGGGCCCGGACCGCCGAGACGUCUCCGAGCAUCCUGCCCCGCACGGGAGAAAAAACCCCGCGACGUGCCGAGGUUCCCGCGCCCGGGGGACGCCGGGUUCCCACGGGCUUCGCGGCGGGUCUCCGGGACGCGGGGCCGGGCGAGCGCGCGUGGGAUCGUGAGCGACCCGUUUUCUUCCAUUUGUCAACCUCCCCCUUUCCGUGUUUUUAAUUUGGGCGAAGCAGCCACGGCCUUGGGGCCAAACCGGCCCUUUUCCGCGGCAACUCGGCGCCUCGGGAUAUUCGUCGAGCGUCGCAAAGCCUCGGCGUCGGGACUCAGGACGGCCGGAAAAACGAGGGGUUUUGCUCCUAAAAGGAAGACGUAAAAUCUCCGGUAGGAUAAAACGCCACCGAGGACCCGUCUCUGGCUGCCGGCGGCGAUUUCCCGCGCCGGGAAACGCCGCUGCCUCCUUCGGGCUCGGACCCCGCGGGGAGACCUCGCCGUUCCUGCCGCCCUCCCGCUUGCGGGGAGCGUUGGACUGCUUGAAUUUGGCAAUACGGACGCUGCUUUCUACGCCGCCCCUUUGCGGCCGUUUUGAUUAAUAUAACGAAUGUUUUUAUCGGAA
This is a messenger RNA of Dromaius novaehollandiae (emu), 1796 nucleotides long. RefSeq names its product sodium/potassium transporting ATPase interacting 1 (gene NKAIN1). Bases 306 to 929 code for a protein of 207 amino acids. The record is from RefSeq and is a predicted model, not a curated record. Gene Ontology annotation, biological process: regulation of sodium ion transport. Lineage: Eukaryota; Metazoa; Chordata; Aves; Casuariiformes; Dromaiidae. The transcript has 7 exons.